AUGAAUAAUGAAAGAGAGUGGGAAUUUUUAUAUUUGCUUGAGCCUUAUUAUAAAGAGCUAGAUAAAGAAAAAGAAUUCAAAAGAAUUAAUGAAACGCAGAUAAUGCCUUCUUAUACAGAUUAUGCAGCAAUUGCAGAGAAAAUAUCAUAUGAAAAUUGUAUCAGAUUCCUUGAUUUUUUAAAAAUAUAUGAAGUAUUUUGAGAAGUCGAAAAAUUUGAAGAUUUUACUUUAGAAACAGCAAAGAAAGUCCUUAAUUUACUAAAUGAUAGCCUUUUCAACGAAAGUAAAUUUUCCCCGAAGAAGCCAAAAUAUGCCACUUAUUCAUUGAUAGAGAAAUUUAAAAUAAAUAUAGCUUAUCAGUUCUCGAAGUCUACUAAUAAAAACGAAAUUAUUGAUUGACUUUUAAUCUCUGAAGAGAUUAGAAAUAGAUGAAAUUAUAUCGAUAUGACAGCCUUAAUGAAAUCAGGCUGCAACUUUUUUAUGAAAUAUAAUGGUGAAAGAGAAAUAACUGACCAAAAAAUGCUGAUUUUACUCAAUAAAUUUAUAGGCAACGAUAAAAAUUAUAGUGAACAGCUAGGAAAGAAUGCUUUAAAUUGAUUAAAAGUUUAUCAUGAUGAAAGAUCUUGAAUAACUAAAGCAAUUUUGAGUGCUUUAUCAAAAAACAAUUACAUUAUUAGUAAAGGUGAUAAGAUGCUAACAGAAAUUGAAAAUAGAUUAAAUUAUUGAAAAUUUGAUGCCAAAAGGAAGAUAAAAAUAUACAGAAGAAGGAUUGUCGCUUUUUUUAAUAAUACUGAAAAGCAAUCAAAGAGCCUUAAAAUCACUAAACAAUCAGAAAUCUCAGAGAUAAAACCAUUAGUUCUUCUACCAGAAAAGCAAGUAGUAAUAUUUCGAUGCACUUACAAAAACAAAGCAGCAGUCAUAAAAGAAUAUCAACUAAAAGCACUUCAAAAAGAAAAAAUAAAGGAGAUUUCUAAUGAAAUAGCAAAUUCAAUCUAUCUCAGCAAGCACAAUAAAACUCGGAUUUUUUUGCGUUAUUAUGGAUUAUAUCUUAAAACAAAUAACAGUGAGUAUCACAUUGGAUUUUUAAUGGAAGAUUGCGAUUCUGAUUUGCAAUCUUAUAUAGAUAAUGGAGGAGAUGUUUGCUUAGAUGAAAUGGUCGAUUCCCUAUUAAACGGAUUUUUCUUGCUUCACAAUUUAGGAUUAGCCCACAAUGAUAUCACACCAAAAAAUAUAUUUAUCCAAAAAAAGGGGACUAAAAUCCAACCUAAAAUCGCUGACUAUGGCAUUUCCUCCACAUUUUCUUCAAUUUCUGGAGCGUCUCUACAUAAAACAGUAGCAGCUGUCAAAGGGACAAAUUCAUUCAUGGCUCCAGAAGUCCAAGACCCAUUAAAUAAUCGUGACUCAUUUAUGAAAGUAAAUCGAAUGAGAGCUGAUGUUUUUUCCCUCGGAAUGGUAUUUUUAUACUUAAUCACUAAGCAACCACCUCCAGAAGGAAAAUUAGAUAGAGAAGAUUACAUAGAAAUAGAAAAGGAGAAUGUAAAAACUUCUUGGCUAAAAAAUAUUUUGAACUGGAUGCUUCCAAGAGAUCCUGAGAAAAGAAAAAAGCUCGGUGAAAUAAUAAAAUUGAAGAAGAUGCAAAUUAUGGAUUAA
Blepharisma stoltei is the source of this 1650-nucleotide messenger RNA. The record is from the annotation of a GenBank genome assembly. NCBI's taxonomy places the organism in Eukaryota, Ciliophora, Heterotrichea, Heterotrichida, Blepharismidae.